This is a messenger RNA of Dendronephthya gigantea, 2252 nucleotides long. RefSeq names its product polypeptide N-acetylgalactosaminyltransferase 13-like. Gene Ontology annotation, cellular component: Golgi apparatus. The transcript is spliced from 8 exons. The record is from RefSeq and is a predicted model, not a curated record. NCBI's taxonomy places the organism in Eukaryota, Metazoa, Cnidaria, Anthozoa, Malacalcyonacea, Nephtheidae. The coding region runs from base 199 to 1941 and encodes 580 amino acids.
UGUAGAAUAUGGUGGCCAGAGAACGCUUGUAUUUUGUUUAUUGUUAAUUUUUUCUUCUCUUGUGGAUUUUUAAUAUGUACUUACAUGGCUUAUUAGAAGCUGAUUUAUAACUUUCCCAAGCGGAAGCAUUUGUCGCCGUGUUUAAAGUGCCUUUCGUCUCAAAACAGGCGAACUAUCGCGUAAUAACAUUCGUUCGGCAUGGCCUUAGUAUCAAGACGGCGUACCAUAUUUUACGGCAUUAUUUUUGCCACUGCACUGUGGUUUUUGUUCACAGUGGCGUUUUUCGUGAACGAACGUAAUAGCAAGUCGUACUACGACAAUAUAGACUUCAAUUCAGUGGAACUUGAUAGAAAAUUACGAGAUAAGCGCGGACUCGCGAAGCACCCAGGCAACACAGCUCAUUAUGUGUAUGCGGACUAUGACAAGACACCUCAUCGCAAUCCUAACCAACCUGGCGAGCUCGGCGUAGCUGUGUACGCUGAAUCUUGGGAAAAGGAGAAGGAGAACGAGGGCUAUACGCAGCAUUCUUUUAACCGUUUUGUUAGUGACAAGAUUUCGUUGGAACGAAAUUUACGAGAUUUCAGGAAUUCAAAAUGUCGAUGGAAGAAAUAUCCUUUACACUUACCCAAAACAAGCGUGAUAAUAUGUUUUCAUAACGAAGCUUGGUCAACGUUACUUCGAACCGUACACAGCGUAAUAAAUAGAUCCCCACCUCAUUUACUCAAAGAAAUUAUUUUAGUUGAUGACGCAAGCACAAGAGAUGAAGUAAAAGAUAAAUUAGACGAAUACGUGAAAACCCUCGCUACGCCGGUGAAAAUUAUAAGAUUGCAAAAACGGGAAGGACUUAUUAGAGCAAGGUUAACAGGAGCUGCCGCAGCGAAGGCAGAGGUACUUACGUUCCUUGAUGCACAUUGCGAGUGCACUAUUGGCUGGUUAGAACCGUUACUGACUCGCAUUGCCGAGAACAAGUCUAAUGUGGUAAUGCCAGUCAUUGAUGCUAUUGGCGAUAAGGAUUUUAAGUAUAAUAGUGUAAGUGAGCCAUUUCAACGAGGAAUAUUUCGGUGGAGGCUAGAGUUCGGUUGGAAACCAAUACCUGCUUAUGAAAUGAAAAGGAGGAAAGAUGAAACCGAUGGAAUAAGGACCCCUGUUAUGGCAGGUGGCUUAUUCUCUAUCAGCAAGGAGUAUUUCGAAGAAAUGGGAACAUACGAUACAGGAAUGGAUGUCUGGGGCGGAGAAAAUUUAGAGAUAUCUUUCAGGAUCUGGAUGUGUGGUGGUGUUAUUGAAAUGUUACCCUGCUCACGUGUUGGACACGUGUUCCGUCCCAAGUUCCCCUACUCGUUUCCAGCUCGCCCCGGGUCAAACAUUGAUCCUGUGAGCAAGAACUUGAUGCGCGUUGCCGACGUAUGGAUGGACGAGUACAGUAAACAUUUCUAUAAUAUAAGAUAUGACCUUAAUUCGAAACAACACGAUGAUGUCAGUGAAAGAGUCAAUUUACGCAAGAGACUUAAAUGUAAAAGCUUUAAAUGGUAUCUAGAUAAUGUUUUUAAAGAAUUGUCAGUACCGGAUUCAAAUUUCCUUUUCUCCGGGGAGGUGCGUAAUCCACAAAGCGGUAUGUGUUUUGAUACCCUCGGUAAGCGCGACGAUCAUCCUUUAGGCCUUUACCAAUGUCAUGGCCAGGGAGGAAAUCAGUACUUCACUUUAAACAGCAAAGGAGAACUCAAGUCUGAGGACAAUUGCCUGGAUUUCAAUGGCUACGAUUUAUAUCUUAGAGAAUGUGAUGACUUAGGACAAAAUCAAAAAUGGGAAUACAAAGAUUCUAAAGUCCACAAUAUACGUCGCAAUGUAUGUCUUGAUCGUGGAGAUAGUAAUAGUGAGUAUGUGAAAGCUGUCGCAUGCAGUGGACAAGAAUCCCAGGUGUGGAUGUUUGGAAAAUCAAAGUGAAUGAUGAUGUAUCCGUCUAUAAUAAUUCGUUACUGUUGGCUAAUGUUUCCUGGUUACUAUUAGCUUUCACUAUAUCGUAAGAAUAAUUUCUAUAAAAGGUUAAAUGUAAAUGGUCAUGGUUAACUGCUUGCCACCUUGACAUGUUCACAGUGAAAUUGAAACUAGGCUUGACCGAGAAUACGAUCUCUGAUGCGACCUCAUGCAGUUUUAUAGUAGCCCAACAGCCAGGCGCUGUAAUUUCUAUUAUUUUACUUUUUAUUACUUAUUAUUUUUUAUUACAAUAAUUGAUAUUUGCAUGUAUUUUGUUGAAG